Molecule: messenger RNA, 1434 nt
Organism: Zophobas morio
Lineage: Eukaryota; Metazoa; Arthropoda; Insecta; Coleoptera; Tenebrionidae
Product: alpha-(1,3)-fucosyltransferase 7-like
Exons: 6
Coding region: 117-1391 (424 amino acids)
Cellular component (GO): membrane
Molecular function (GO): fucosyltransferase activity
Source: RefSeq, a predicted model, not a curated record
CAAAACGUGAACUGAUAAGCCGAACACAAUACAGAUAACAGCAAAAACUUACUUUCCCGAGUGACAAUCGUGCAAUAAAAAUGUCCCACUUGAAGAAAUAAUUAAGUAAUGUAACUAUGGUAGGAAUAACCAACAAAAGAUGGUUCAUAUUACUAGCAACGGCAACAACAACCAUGUUUCUCGUAAUGGUAAUCUACAAACCCAAGUACUACGAACCCAUAAUCAUCGAAAACAACAAAAUCGUACCCAUGUACGAAAACGUAAUCAACUUCUCGGAACCCAGGAUGUCGAAAAAACCGCUACAAAACUGGCGAGGACUGACCAAAAACCAAACCCACAGACUAUCAGUAUUAGGGCGAAUACUAUUCCUGCAGGAAGAUCCACCGCAACCGGCGAAACCCGACCACAAGUACCAAAUCUUGGUAUGGAAAUAUGGCAAGACCAUAGAAAACCGACACUUGAAAAGAUUCGGCAAAGAAGAGUUUGACCCGUUCGAAGACUGCUCGGUCCGCAACUGCGAAAUAACGUAUGAGGAUGCAGCUUUAACGACUGCAGAUCUAGUGAUCUUUCACCUCCAUCGUAUGAAAAAAGACGAUCUUCCGAAGAAACGCGGUCCGAAGGAGCAAAUUUGGGCUUUUUUGACCGACGAAAGUCCGAAUCACACCUUCCUGAAUAAGAACAACCUCACGAACUAUAACGGGUUGUUUAAUUGGUCGAUGACGUACAGGAUGGACUCGGAUAUUCCCGUGCCGUACGGACGGACAAUUCUACGACAAACCCCCCUAGACGAUACUUUCACCAUUAAUAAGCGAAAGGACGUUUUGGUGGCAAUUUUGGGGUCGAACUGUGGCGGCAAAAACAAGCGCUGGGACUACGUAAAAGAACUAAAGAAACAUAUCGCUGUGGACGUUUAUGGGGGCUGCGGCACGCUAAAGUGUCCCGGACACUUCAAAACCGACUGUCCAGCCAUCGACUCCUAUUUAUUUUACCUAGCUUUCGAAAACUCCAACUGUGAUGAAUAUGUAACCGAGAAGCUGUGGUGGAACGCCUUCGAGAAGAACUCCAUCCCGAUCGUGAUGGGGGCGACCAAAGAAAGUUACGCCAAACUUCUACCUCCAAAGUCGUACUUAAAUAUCGACGAUUACGCGCAACCCAAAGAUUUAGCCACCCAUAUUCACUACUUGAACAUGACGGGGCACUAUCGCGAGUAUUUCGAGUGGAAACGGGACUUUGAAGUGCUCAACGAGCACGGUUACUUCCAAAGCAAAUCGUAUCACUAUUGUAGGGUGUGUGAAGCGCUGAACUACAACACCAAGAACACGAAGAUAUACCAAGACUUGAGCGGGUUUUGGAGCGUGAGCAGGGACUGCCAUCCAGCGUGGAACGCUUAGUUUUGUAAAAAGUUGUUAUUUAUCAAUAAAUCCAAAGAUUGAG